This is a messenger RNA of Scomber scombrus (Atlantic mackerel), 3034 nucleotides long. RefSeq names its product arylsulfatase B-like. The transcript has 8 exons. NCBI's taxonomy places the organism in Eukaryota, Metazoa, Chordata, Actinopteri, Scombriformes, Scombridae. The coding region runs from base 1 to 1560 and encodes 519 amino acids. The record is from RefSeq and is a predicted model, not a curated record.
AUGGCUAAAAAACAGUCACUUUGUUUGCUCAUCAUAGCUGUGUUGAUCUCAAGCUUUUGUGCAGUUUUAGCAGCUCGUCAGCCUCACAUCGUCUUCGUCCUGGCUGAUGACUACGGCUGGUAUGAUGUCGGGUAUCACAAAUCCGAGAUCAGGACCCCAAACCUGGAUAAACUGUCUGCACAAGGAGUCCGGCUGGAGAACUACUAUGUGCAGCCUCUGUGCACCCCGUCCAGGAACCAGCUCAUGACAGGAAGGUACCAGAUCCACACAGGCAUGCAACACCAGAUCAUCUGGCCCUGUCAGCCCUACUGUGUGCCUCUGGAUGAGAAACUGCUGCCUGAGCUGAUGAAGGAUGCGGGCUACAACACACACAUGGUGGGCAAGUGGCACCUGGGCAUGUAUAAGAAGGACUGCCUGCCUACACGCCGUGGCUUUGACACAUACUUUGGCUACUUAUUGGGCAGCGAGGAUUAUAACACUCAUGUCCGCUGUUAUCACAUCGCUCCUCUGAACGCGAGUCGCUGUGCGUUGGACUUCAGGGACGGAGAAGAGGUCGCCACCGGUUACAAAGGACACUACUCCACUGAAGUGUUCAGCCAGAGAGCCGUCAGCGUCAUCGCCAAACACAACCCCAACAAGCCGCUCUUCCUCUAUGUGGCGCUACAAGCAGUUCAUGAACCCCUGCAGGUGCCAGAGCGCUACCUGACCCCCUACAGCUUCAUCAAAGACCCUCACCGUAAGCUGUAUGCCGGCAUGGUGUCGGCCAUGGACGAGGCGGUGGGCAACAUCACCCUGGCUCUGCAGCAGGCGGGGCUUUGGGACGACACGGCCCUGGUGUUUUCCACAGAUAACGGAGGUCAGACGUUGGCGGGUGGCAGCAACUGGCCACUGCGAGGGAGGAAGUGGUCGCUGUGGGAAGGUGGCGUCCGGGGAGUCGGGUUCGUCACCAGCUCGCUAUUGAAGAAACCAGGAACCGUCAGCCACGAGCUCAUGCACAUUUCCGAUUGGCUGCCGACACUUGUAGGCCUGGCGGGAGGAAGCACGAACGCCACGAAGCCUCUGGACGGAUUCAACAUGUGGAAUACAAUCAGUAAAGGAUUCGCCUCACCCAGACUGGAGCUGCUGCACAACAUUGACCCGCUGUAUGUUGACAUCGCUCCAUGUCCUGGCACCAAGCGUCAGUUAACUUUGGCUCAGGUGGUCAGCGGAGGCUCCAGCACCAACUCCGGCUUCAAUGUGUCCAUUCACGCGGCCAUUCGAUCCUCAAACUGGAAGCUGCUGACUGGCUACCCAGGUUGCGACAUUUGGUUCCCCCGGCCGGGCCACAACAGCUCUGAGUCGAUCCCUCUCAAGGUGGAUCCGCUGAAGUCCGUAAUGCUGUUUGACAUCGAGAAAGAUCCAGAGGAAAGGAAUGAAGUAUCCACUAAGUUCCCCGCAGUCGUGGAGUAUCUCCUCGGUCGGCUUCAACAGUACCAGAAAGGAGCGAAGCCGAUAAACUUCCCCGAUGACGACCCCAAAUGUGACCCAGGCCCCACUGGAGCUUGGGGGCCCUGGGCUUAAAUGGACACUGAUGAUGACAAUAAUGAACAUUUUGUCUAUUUCGAUGAUUUAAGCACUUUGUUUACUGUGAUUCACAACAGAUUCUCGCAGCUUACCUCAGCAAGAAUCUCUCACAUGGACAAAAAAUCAAGUUUUUCAAGACAUUUCUUUAAAAAAUCUGUGAUGUGAUACAUUUGAAUAUAUCUUAAAAGACAACUUCUACCAUCACAUAAUCAUUUCAAACAUUCGGUAGCCAAGUGGAGAAACUCACUGUGACACGUCAUCAAUUGACAGACAGAUGCUGCCAUUAUUAUUAUUGAUCUCUGUGUCUCAGCUCUUAAGUACUUUCAGAGGUUUAGCGGAGCGAUUGCCUAAACUCUGUUAGCUACACAUGUUGCUGAUUUGUAAAGACUAUCUGCCUGCUGUUUCAGGUAUUUGCACUUCAUUUAUCUACUGUUGAGAAGCCGCAGGCCUCGUGUAUGUGUCAAAACACAAAGCCUGCACAGACAAAGCAGGCUGUAUUUAACCUGGGAGAAAUAUUUCACCAAGUAAACAAUGUUUUUGGUCCUUUUAAGCAACACUUAAUAUGUGUGGGAAGGAGUAGAAACACAUAAUGUUAGCCAGACUUAAAGAUGGAAUUUACAGAUCUAUAUUUUUAUAUAUGUACAAUGGUUGAAAUGACUAUUGCUUGUAGUCAUGAAUGGAUUCUGCAGGAUUUUAGCAUCUUUUAGUUCAUUUUUUUGGUUUUAGGGCCCCUAAAUUCACUAUUUUGGUUCAUCAACACUGUUUCCAGUUGCAUCAGGCAGCUGUUUUUAAUUAAUGUGUUUUAACUGCAGCCUACUUGCUCAGCACCAAACAGCAAACAGGCAAAGAUAGUGACCAGCUGGUGAACAUAUUGGAGCAUUUAAGAAGCUAAAAAGCCACAUAUUUUUACCUCAGGAGUUAGUGGAGACCAAAACAGAGCUACAGUGAGAGUAAAUAUUGGACUUACAUUCAACAUGAGGACACAAACAUGAAUCCAAAUGAAUCCUCAUGUAGUAUCUGCUGGAAGUGUAAAUAAGAGUUUUUGAAAGAAUGAACUUUUUUAAGGUGCAAAAAUGACGAUUACAUGUUUACAGCUCAUAAUGCUUCCCCCCAAGUCGUCUGUAAAAAUCGUUAAAGCACAUUUAAAGAUGUUUAAAGAGGACAUAUCAUGCACAUUUGCAGGUCUAUAUUUAUAUUAUUUGUAUCUAAAUGUGUAUUUUACAGUUCAAAAAAACUCUUUAUUAUCCUUCUUUACUUGAAAUAUCGACUGAAACCUGAAUCAGAAAAUCACAAAAAUUAUGAUAUGUCCCCUUUUAAAAAAACAACUUGCUUUGAAUUAAUGGCGCUUUUUAAUUGUUCACACAACUAUUUAUACUGUAAGUGCCUUCCGAUGUUUUACCAAAUUAGUGUUUUAUUGUUCCAGAAAACAAAAACUACAUAAUAAAGAGGCUAAAAUGCUGUAAAACAGACU